GCUAUAAAGAGCUGACAGAACAGUAAGGAAACGGUUGAUUUACUCAACAGAAGACACAGAUGUGUUUUAUGCCUUCAAGAAAGAGAGGACAGAUACAGUAACCAGGGAAACAUAAUAAACUAUGAUUCUCCUUGUGGAUCGGACAAAAGGACAUUUUUACAUCAGGCUUAAAAAGAUGUUGCUUUAGUCCAGAACAUCGAUUCGUCUGGUCGGAAGCGGAAGAGACAGAGCUGGUAGACUAACGUUAUAGGGAGAACAUAGAAAUAACAUACCGAUAAACUAGUUGCUCAUUUUGCCAUUAAAACCUGUUCAUUAUAUUCGACAGUCGACUAUUCUGUGUCGAUCACUUUUCCGACUAGACUGAUCGUCGCUCUGUUGGUGCUCAGACCCAGCCAUGCAGGGGUUAAAGUCAGCGGUGCGGGGGUGCGGUGGUCCAUGUGUGUACGAGGCGGUGCCAGACGGAGGCUGGGGCUGGGCGGUGGCCGUGGCCUUCUUCUUCGUUGAGGUGUUUACUUACGGGACCAUCAAGUCUCUGGGGGUGUUCCUCCAAGACCUCAUGACAGAGUUUGGGGAGAGCAACAGCAGAGUAUCCUGGGUCAUCGCAAUCUGCGUCUUCAUCCUCACCUUCACAGCCCCUCUGGCCACGGUGCUCAGUAACCGGUUCGGGUACCGUCCCGUAGUGAUGUUUGGGGGUUUUCUGAUCAGUCUGGGGACCAUCAGCUCUGCUUUCGUCUCCUCCAUCAACGAGAUGUACGUCACCAUCGGCAUCGUCUCAGGUCUGGGGUACUGCCUGACCUUCCUGCCCACCAUCACCAUCCUGUCUCAGUACUUCAACAGGAGGAGGUCCCUGGUCACCGCCCUGGCCUCCUCAGGGGAGUCCUUUGCCAUGUUUGCCUUCGCUCCAGCCUUCAUGGCCUUGAAGGAGAUCAUCGGCUGGCGCCGCUGCUUCAUUGUCAUCGGUCUCAUGCAGGCCUCCCUGAUUGGCUGCGGCGCUCUGCUUCGACCAAUCCUCAUCAGACCUGACCAGGAAGUGUCCGGGGAGGUGUCCAAUAAGGAGAAGCUGUCCGUUAAGCUGCAGACGAUCUACGAGCUGGAGAAUGAGGACAGCCAGACCAACGUUAGCUCUGAGGAGUCUGAGGAGUCAGGGGAUUCCGGGGUCACCUCUCUGUCUGCCUCCAGUGCUGACCUCCGGGCCACCACAGCCACACAGGACCCCUCUGAGACCCGGGCCCUCAUGGAGGACCAGGGGGAGAAGAACCAGGGUGGACAGGCAACCCUUGGAACCCCACUGAAUCAGCUGGAGGCUGGGGAGAAAGAGCAGGGUGAGGUGGGUCCCCUUGUCCAACCCUGCAGACCUAAACUCCUAGACUUUUCGGUGUUAAACGAUGGAGCGUUCAUCUGCUACUCUCUGUUUGGCCUCUUCGCCACGCUGGGGUUCUUCGCCCCGUCACUUUACAUCAUAGAACUCAGUAAGAGCCGCGGCGUCCACCCAGAAAAGUCGGCCUACAUGCUCUCUGUAAUGGCGGUGUCCGAGGUCUGCGGGCGCCUGUCCAUCGGGGUCAUUUUAAACAAGGUGCGGAUGCGUAAGACCCAGGUGCUUCUGGGAUGUGUAGUUCUGCUGUGUCUGGUGCUGCUUGCCUUCGCCCUGGUGACUGAGUUCUGGGGCCUGGCAGCCUGCUGCUGUCUCUAUGGCUUCCUGAUGGGCACUGUGGGUUCUACACACAUCCCCAUGCUGGCAGAGGAUUACGUGGUGGGCAUAGAGAGGAUGCCCUCGUCCGUGGGGGUCUAUAUGUGUAUCCAGAGCUUUGCUGGGCUGGCCGGACCACCGCUGGCGGGCCUGUUGGUGGACAAGACCCAGAACUAUGGCUCAGCCUUCUACUCCUGUGCUGUGGGAAUGGGCCUGGGCGCCAUCUUCCUCGCCAUGGUGGGGCCUGCCAAGUCUGGCCUCUGCCACCGCGGGAAGACGAGAAAACAGGAGGAGGAGGAAGGAGAGGAGGAGGAAGGAGAGGAGGAGAGAGGAGAAGAGGAGGAGGAGAAGGUUUCUCAGGACAGUGGAUCAACUGAUUAUCUAGAUGUUGAUCUGGUUGUGGAGACCAGUCCGGCUAAAUGGUCCCCAGAACAGGAGACCAACGUGGUCUGAACGUGGUCUGAAUAGUUAAGAACACAACCAGGUCUCUGGUAAAACAAGUCUUCUGAACUCAACGACCUGGUUCAAUAAUGGUUCAAUAAAGGUUCAAUAAAGGUUCAAUGAAGAAAUACAUGACGGCGUUUUGCCGACCGCCACCUCACUGACCGACCAAUGAGAACCUCGACCACUAGAUACUCACAGGUGGUUAGAAUGGAGAACAAACACCCAACCAUCUAGCAAGUAAGAGAACACACACACUGUCAACAUGCUACUGAGAGCUGGACUAACACCUCUGUGGUACAGAAUGUAUACACACACACACACACACACACACACACACACACACACACACACACACACACACACACACACACACACUGUCAACAUGCUACUGAGAGCUGGACAAACACCUCUGUGGUACAGUGUACACACACACACACACACACACACACACACACACACUGUCAACAUGCUACUGAGGGACUGAGUGCUGGACAAACACCUCUGUGGUACAGAAUGUACACACACACACACACACACACACACACACACACACACACACUGUCAACAUGCUACUGAGGGACUGAGAGCUGGUCUAAGACCUCUGUGGUACAGAAUGUACACACACACACACACUGUCAACAUGCUACUGAGUGCUGGACAAACACCUCCGUGGUACAGAAUGUAUACACACACACACACACACAGCUUUGACCUGUUUACCCUCUGAGAUGUCGUUCACAUACACUUGAAUUGCAGCGAACAACGGUCUUCGGUGAAUUCCUAUUGACCACGUCUCUCUCCUCAGAGUCAACCAAACUCCAUGCAUGGCUGAGACACAGGCUUUUAACAUGAUUACCGCUCUGUCAGUAGUUGAUAUAACCAUGAUAUGACCCCUCUGUUCAUAGUUAUAACCAUGAUAUGACCCCUCUGUUCAUAGUUAUAACCAUGAUAUUACCUUUCUGUUCAUAGUUAUAACCAUGAUAUGACGCCUCUGUUCAGUUAUAACCAUGAUAUGACCUCUCGGGUUCAUAGUUAUAACCAUGAUAUGACAUCUGUUCAGUUAUAACCAUGACAUGACCUCUCUGUUCAUAGUUAUAACCAUGAUAUGACACCUCUGUUCAGUUAUAACCAUGAUAUGACCUCUCGGGUUCAUAGUUAUAGCCAUGAUAUGACCUUUCUGUUCAUAGUUAUAACCAUGAUAUGACACCUGUUCAGUUAUAACCAUGAUAUGACCUCUCUGUUCAUAGUUAUAACCAUGAUGUGACCUCUCGGGUUCAUAGUUAUAACCAUGAUAUGACAUCUGUUCAGUUAUAUCCAUGAUAUGACCUCUCGGGUUCAUAGUUAUAGCCAUGAUAUGACCUCCCGGGUUCAUAGUUAUAACCAUGAUAUGACAUCUGUUCAGUUAUAUCCGUGACAUGACCUCUCUUUUUAUAGUUCUAACCAUGAUGACUGUUUCUCAGUCUCAAACCCUCAGUUGAUGCCAAAGGCCUGGUAGUAACAGGCCAAGUCCCGUCUUUAUAUUGAUGACUAUUAUUAUGGUUGAAUCUGAAUGACUACUGUUAUCCAAACACAAGACCACCACAGUAUUCUGCACAGCCUGUACACAAUAUGUUUUCCUCAACAGUCUACUUCAUGUACCUAUGUGAUAUAAAAGUACCAAAUACGACUGUAGGUGAAACUAAGAUGUAUGGAUUACAGUGUGAAUGACUAGCUGUUUCAAUUAUGUGGAUCACGACUUUACCUGUCAGUCAAUCAAACAAACAAUCAAAGCUUUUAUUUAUAUUGUGUUUAUUUUAAAAAUAUAUAUAAAUGCAUUUGAAGUGCUUGCAGCCAGCCAAGGCCACAGUGACAAGACACAGCUUCCUAGGUAGGUAGAGGUGGAGAUUCGACUACAAAAUAAUUGAUUCCUCGACUCCUUGAUCGUCGACUCCAAAUCAUCCUGGAGUCUUUCACUACUAUAUAGGUAGGUAAAAACGAUGAGACAAGGAGAGGGGCCGAUCUCCCUCAGACUGGCCUAAAUGCCCUACCCAAAGACUGUGUCACUCAGACCUCUUGCACUGAGAUGCAGGGUCUUAGACCACUGGGCCACUGGGGAAUUUCUAUCAUCUCUGCUGUAACACUCACUGCUGAUCAGCUUUUUUAAUUGAUUAAAUUGAUUUGUUUAUAACAAAUGAACUUUGAACACGU
Messenger RNA from Salvelinus namaycush (lake trout), 4318 nucleotides. Its product is annotated as monocarboxylate transporter 7-like. The coding region runs from base 395 to 2140 and encodes 581 amino acids. NCBI's taxonomy places the organism in Eukaryota, Metazoa, Chordata, Actinopteri, Salmoniformes, Salmonidae. The record is from RefSeq and is a predicted model, not a curated record. Gene Ontology annotation, biological process: transmembrane transport; monocarboxylic acid transport. The transcript is spliced from 6 exons. Gene Ontology annotation, molecular function: monocarboxylic acid transmembrane transporter activity.